Molecule: messenger RNA, 7202 nt
Organism: Calidris pugnax (ruff)
Lineage: Eukaryota; Metazoa; Chordata; Aves; Charadriiformes; Scolopacidae
Gene: PLCXD3
Product: phosphatidylinositol-specific phospholipase C, X domain containing 3
Exons: 3
Biological process (GO): lipid metabolic process
Cellular component (GO): synapse
Molecular function (GO): phosphoric diester hydrolase activity
Source: RefSeq, a predicted model, not a curated record
CUGCGGUUCGCCGACUGGAUGGCGGCUCUGCCCGGCAGCAUCCACCGCACCCCGCUCACCAACCUGGCCAUCCCAGGGUCUCAUGACUCAUUUAGCUUCUACAUCGAUGAAGCCUCUCCAGUUGGGCCUGAGCAGCCAGAGACGGUCCAGAAUUUUGUGUCUGUUUUUGGGACUGUGGCUAAAAAGCUGAUGAGAAAGUGGUUGGCUACCCAGACCAUGAACUUCACCAGCCAGCUGGGGGCAGGUAUACGGUAUUUCGAUCUUAGAAUUUCCACCAAGCCCAGAGACCCAGACAAUGAACUCUACUUUGCUCAUGGUUUAUUCAGUGCCAAAGUCAAGGAGGGUCUGGAAGAGAUCAAUGCGUUUCUUGCUGACCACCCAAAAGAAGUGGUCUUCUUGGACUUCAAUCACUUCUACGGGAUGCAGAAAUACCAUCAUGAAAAGCUUGUCCAAAUGCUCAAAGACACGUACGGAAACAAAAUGUGUCCUGCUAUAUUUGCCCAUGAAGUCAGUCUCCAGUACCUGUGGGAAAAGGAACACCAAGUGCUGGUGUUCUACCACAGUCCAGUGGCUCUCGAGGUACCGUUUCUUUGGCCAGGCCAGAUGAUGCCAGCUCCUUGGGCAAACACAACAGAUCCGGAAAAACUGAUUCAAUUCCUCCAGGCAUCAAUCACUGAAAGAAGAAAGAAGGGCUCCUUUUUUAUUUCUCAAGUAGUGCUGACGCCAAAGGCUAGUACGGUGGUGAAAGGGGUUGCAAGUGGUCUCAGAGAAACAAUCACAGAAAGGGCUCUUCCUGCGAUGAUGCAGUGGGUCCGCACUCAGAAGCCGGGAGAAAGCGGUGUGAAUAUUAUCACUGCGGAUUUUGUAGAACUUGGUGACUUUAUCAGCACCGUCAUAAAGCUCAACUAUGACCUGGAUGAAGGUGAAGAUGACACUACUUGAUAGUACUAUAAGAUAUGUGUUGUUGCAUUGCCUAGAAUUUGAAAAAAAAAAAAAAAAAAAUUGCAUUUUAAAAGAAUUAUCUUGUAAAACACUAAUCUUCCUAUAACACGCUGAGGUGUUUAGGGCUUUAGUGGGUGGGCGUAGGGGAAAUGUUUUAAUCAAUUAUGAUCAUUUUUUACAUUUGUGUUUCAUGUCAAGAGCAAAACCAAACAUGUUUACAGUGUUUGAUAAAAGAAGGCCAUUCACAUGUUUUCCAUGAGGUACCAAAUGCGAUUCAUGUGUCUUCUCUGGUUAUGAACAGUGCCAAGACAUUUGCUGCUGUCGGAGCAAUGGGAUGUGUAUUGCCCUCUGCCUGUUCACAGCAGGAUUCCUGACGGUGUCAGGAUUACACCUGGGGGCUGAGGGCAGUAUAUCUGACCCGAAAAUUUUAAGCCACUACACUUCAUCUUAUUGGGUGGUUCAACUGAUUGUGUUUAACAGUGAGCUACAGGUUUAAACGCCUUUUGUGAAGUAAAUCCCAACUCAUGCCUUUAACACACGCAUCAUCAAUGGACAGUAAACAUGGUGUAUUACGUAGCUUGCACAAAACACAGCCUAAAUCCUGCUUGCUUUUUUGUUCUUGAAAUGGGGAUUUCCAGUGUCUCUGCCCUAGGUCAAGUCAGGAGAUCUGUGACGCUGGCCUAACUCUGUACUAGGAGCUGCCAGUGUGAAUUUUCCCUGGUUCUAGCAGGAACAAAGUUAGGCCAGCUUGGAGCACCACUCCAUCCCAGGAUUCAUCUCAUCUAAGAGCCUGAUCCAUCAUCCACUGAAUUUAAUAGGAAAAAUUCCUAUGUUUAGCAUGGAUUGGGCAUAGGAUCAGUAAAUUGUGUGUACUGUAAGAUGGACAGGAUUUUGUCCCAUAGUCGAAACCUGCUUUCUGCAGAACUAAAACUGCAUUAAAAAAAUAUAUAGGUGUGGUCUAAGCUUCUCUUUAAGGCAGCUACGAACACAACACUUCUCUGCUGAUUACAAAAAAAUCAGUGCCAGUUUCAUCAGUGAAAAAUUGCUGUACUAAAGAGUGUAGUACUUCAAUUUCUGACUAGUAACAAUACUUUAUAGUUCUUAAAUUGGUUCAUGGCAUGUAAUACAGCAUACCACAAGUUUGGAAGCCUACUGAAUGCAGCAGAAUCACUGAUUAUCCUGAAGCAUAUGUAAAAUUCAAACAUAUGGAAAACACAGUGAUUUAUAAGAUGAGAGCAUUGCCACUGUAUGACACCUAACUGGAUACAGUGCGAUCAGUCGUAUUCCCUGCACACAGUCAACGCACAGGCACACAACUUCGGAAAGCAAAACAUUUCAUUUGUGCAAAAUGCUAUAACGAAAAAUGGAAAGUGCUCUUUGAAAUGUUGCAGGGCUUAUGGGAUAAGAUAAAGUUUUCAUUGACAUUGCUAGAACUUUUGGUUGAGUGAGAGAAGAGAAUGGCCUCAUAUGGUCCUUUGCUAUUUUCUGUCAGAUGAUAAGGAAUACCAUCUACCAUUAGAGUUUAGAAAAACAAAAAUGAACUUAUCAAACAGGUGGGUUACAGGCGUGUUAUAGGGGGGGGGGUUUGUUGUUUCUAUUUAGAAGGAAGUGGAGUAAAAUUAACAUUUGCUGCUGUUUUGUACUGAAAGGGUGCCUUGGAAAAAGUGUGCGUGUGUGUGUACUGUAAAGAAACUUUUAAGUGUAUGUGUAGUAUAAUGACACGUUUAAAUGUAUGUAUAUGACAUAAAGACAUCCAUGCACACUUGCAUAAUGAUAUUCGGGUUUCAGGACAGGAAUAUUAUAAAUUUGGUUGAAAAAGCUUUUAUGAAUUAUGCCUCCUUCAGUAGCAGGUUUUUUUUCUGUAUGGAUUAGCACUGUAAGAUUCAUCCCCAGUGAAAUCUGUGAUCUAAGCCAGUUAGGUAUUUUACAGCAUUAAAAUUUUACUUGAACUGCCUCAAAAAUUUACCAAGAGUCACAGCCCAUAUUUGCAUUGAACAAGGGUAGGACUCUAGUGCUUUCACCCACAACUGAGCAAGGUAAGGGGUGGGUUGAUGCACUUUGUUUCCAGUUUCCGCAGGCUCUCCAAGCAAAAUUCAUGUAACAGACACAUAAAAUGAAACAUGAGCAUUUUUUUUUUUUAAGCCACCCUAUGUGGGUGUCCCACAUAGCAACAUGUAAAUGUUUGCUUAUUUAUUGGUGAUGUGGUGUGAAAUGCUCUUCUCAUUUUUCCAUUUAGCUGGAUUUGUUUACUUCCAGACUCUUCUGUCAUCCUUCAGCUGCUUAAGUGUAGUCAAAAGAGUUGACCUAUGCUUUUAAUGUAGUUAAGUAGUCUGAAUCCUUGGGUGGAGCAAAAACUAGGUUUCUUUUUUUGGAUUCUGAUUGAAAUUCUGUUGAAUCUGGGAGCAUCAACAACACUGAAUUCCUCCUGGGACCUCCCAGUCAAACACACACCAGACACACCAAGCUUUUUGCUUACACAGAGGUGUACUUAAAGCAAAUGUUCUGCUCUAUUUUAGAAAAGUGUGUGUGUGUGCCUGUAUAUAUGAGUAAACAUAGAGCUAUCUCGAGCUUGUUAGCAUUGUUAUGAAAUGUUUGCUUAGUGUCAGUUUUAUUCUAAUUAUCAUUUGGGUGCUGGAAAAUAAAAGUAAAGCAAAAAAAAAAAAUCCUCCGAUAAGCAGGAUAAUAGACAAAUCAUGUAGUUUCUCCAUUAAUGGGGGAAAAAAAUUUUAGCAAAAUGUUAAAUUUUGGUCAGAAAAAUUAUGGUUUCAUUUAGCUGUCAAUCUUCUUUCUGUUGGAGAAGCACAGCACUUUAUGUUAGGGACAGGUAAACAAACUUGCCUUAAUUACUAAAACAAAAAUGUGGGGAUAUUAUCUACGCUUUUCUGGUGAUUUCAUCUGCGAGGCCCCAAAACUGUAAGUCCUGAUAGGGAUUCACUCCCUGUUGAUACUGUUUGGGAGAUCUUGCCAGAAAAGAACAAGCCAGAAGGGACUAUGCAGCACAACUGGACCAUUCAAGAGCCCGGUUUUACCACCCAUAUGCAGCUAAAACUCUCUUUGAUUUCAACCAGAAAUGUGUUUGUGGGGUUGGGUCAGAUGAGUAGUUCUGACCUGAUUCGUCUGAGAGGUUUCUACACAUGUAUUAUGAGGAACCUUACAUGGGAAAUUGGAUGACUGUAAUCAGCCCAUCAGAGGAAAAAUACCUGUCUACACUACUGAUCUUCAUAAGCAUCUAUUUACUCAAACUGUCACGUCAUUCUCUGCCAAAACAUUUUUUUUUUUAUUUCCUGUGCUCAUUUUCCCCCUUGCUGUGUUCAUUGUAUACACAUCAAGGCUUUUGUUUUCUGCCUUUUUCACGUGAUUACUUGAUCCUCUCUUUUCAGUCAUAUUUGAAAAAUCAUGACAGCGCUGCACACAUGCAGUGUCUCAGCUGGUGUAAACCUGCCUGGCUCCAUUUUUUGGUUUUACACAAGCUGAGAUGUCUUUAUUCAGUACUGAUCCAACCUGCAGCCAUUUGGACCAAAGAGCAGCUGGUCCCGGGGUCUGAUUCCUGCCUUGUGUGGAAGAGGGAUGGGAUCGGAAUCAAACCACAGGAGCCUAGUUUUAAAAUCAGUGGGUUAUUUGUAUUAAUUUGCUGUUGGUUACAUUACUGGUUUUGUAGGUCCUGCCAUUUCAAGCCAUUCUUUUGAACAUACACGUGUGUGUAUAUAUAAAUACAUGUAUAUGCAUACGUGUGUGAGAGGGAAUGUAUGAUCCUGUAUGCUGGGCUAAGUCUUACUGUCAUACUGAUACAAAUCUCGACCAUUUCUACUAACUCCAAAGUAUUUAUUAAACCUUUACCCUGGGAUGAGAGGGGAGCUGAUAGUCAGUGUGUAGUAAGUAUAUGCUGUGUUGCAAAGGGAAUUUAAAAUUGUGGAGUUUAUCUCCACAAUACCAAAAAAGUGGGGUACCCUGAAAACACAGCUCCAGUGCUGUUUAUCCUGAAUAUAUUAUAGGGAGCACUAGGUAUUAGCAACUGAGUAAGCUAUUUGGUGAUUUCAAGAGUUCAGUUAACACCAUUUUAAACUUCUAAACGCCUUUUCAGUGAAGUAAAAGCUAAUAGUGUAUAUGAUGUAUUUGCCAUAUCUCAGUGGUAGCUUCUGUGUUACAUACGGUCAAUGUUGUUCUGAAUUGUAUAUGUUUACCGAAUAAUGAGGUUUAAAUAUGCUGUAUAGUAUGUGCAACGUAUUGAUUACAAGUAUGUUGGAGUUCAGUGAUCUAUUUAGUUUUUACUGUGCUGCUGUUUUGUAGGUAUGUGUGUGUAUGGGAGUAUGGAUUGUCUACAAUGUACGAGGAAAUAAUAAUUAAUCCUAAAGGGAAAGGGCAGUUAUGUAACCUGCCUUAAUGCAUUCAUAUAAUAAUCUUUAAAUCCCAUAAUUAUCAGUCCUGAUUUCAAAUGUUACCAAGGAUUGUCCAUAAGGCUGACUCCUUCACUUUUCGGCACUAAGGAGUUGAGCUUGAAGUUACUUGGAGCUCGCUUACAUAUUGAUAAAUAAAGAAUAGGAUGUUUGCUGGAUUGUACAAGGUGUUACAGACAUGAUUUCCAGUGUGAUACGGAUCAAACCACUUCUGUGCACACACAGCUCCUGCUGGUGCCAGCUGUAACUGUGAUCUCGUAACUGAAUGUCCUAAAAUUCAUCUUCUGGGGAUAGUCAUGAUAGCAGGGUGGUGGUACCCUGGCUUUGGGGAAGUGCCUGGAUGCUAUGCAAUAUUGCUCAUGUCCCGUGCUGGAACGUAGCUGUAAAUUCACAGGAAAGCUUUGAACUCUGCUCCAGCCUAGGUUGGACUGUAAAAAUCCUUAUGUAAAAAUAACAGAUGUCAGAGGCUGAGCAGCCUGGCCUGGCCUGCCCACAUACAGCAUUCCGCUUUCAGGAGCUGUGGCAGUUUUAAUUAAACAAGCUAAAAUAAUUUCCCAGUGGCUCACAGAACCUAGUGCUCCACUUAGAAAUCUCUACAUUGCCCAUAGGGAUGACCUCUCUGCCAUUCCUACAGCAAGGACUAACUCUCCCUUUGUGGUUUCUGUCUGAAACACCUCUGCUGAUGCCAAGGGUAAUUCUGAAAGAUGUACUGAACAAAGAGAGGGUCCACCUUGUGCCCGGCUGGCUGGACAGGAGUAGGCAGAGUGUGCCCAACCUACAGUACAUUUGGUGUGAGUUCAGCUUCAGUCAGACCCACCUGAACAGUGACUGAGGCAAGGGGAAAGUCUGAUUUCAGACCUUCUGCUGUUACCUUAGUUAAAAUGCAGCAUCUUCCCAUUCUUCUCCAUUGCCCCUGCUCAGUACUCCUAAUCUCAGCUUCUGCGUACACAUCCCUUUAACUGUGGGCAACCCUGCUCAAACUGAGUGUUACAGGUUUGUCAUCCUCAGUACACCUCAGUCCACAGGUUCUUAAUAAGAUGUUGAGUACAGGACUGAAAGAUGGCAGUGUCCCCCAUCUAAUAUUGCGGGAUGGUUUAUCUCCACACUCCAGGUUAUGUACACGUUCUCUUAGAUGAGAAGCCUCACCUUGACUGAUGAGAAUUCAGUUAUAAACUUUCUCCCUCCAGAUUAAAAACAGAUUGCAUGAUAUGCCAAUGAGUAUCUGCUAAGAUGGAGGUACACUUAGGCUUUUUUAUUUUUCCUGCAGUGAGAUGACAUGUACUAGUUUCUUCUCUCAGCUCUGGGCCCUACAAAAGUCAGUGUGACCAGGAGAGAUUCUUCGAGUAGCUGAAAUCAGUUUUGCUGUGAAGCUGAGAUUCUUCAAGCAGAAUUCUGGGGUUUUGUGUAAUUAUUAUUAUUGAAAAUAGAAAUAUGUGCUUAAAAGUACAAUUUUAAAAAGAAAAAGAAUAAAUAUCUGGGCUUGCCAGAACAGUUGUUAAGUUUUUGACUGCCUCGGUCACCAGUAGCUUUAGAAUCGUGUAGGUGAUGAUUAGGAUGUUAUUGCCACAUUGCCUCCAGACACUGUUCAGGGUCUCUGUACAGAAGCCUUAUUAUUCCCAAUGAGCAUUAAUGUAUUUGAAUGACUUUUCUCCAUGUUGGUGGGAAGGAUGAUUGUGUAAUGCUGAGGACAUGGAGCUCCCUGUGUGUUGUGCCCACAAAGGUUCACAAAGCUGCACCUUCUCUUUUUAGGAUCUAUUCAAUGGUACUUUAAUAAAUGUUGUGUAAAAAAUGCCUACAGUUCUGUAUAGCAAAUGUGAAUUUUUAUGACAAGAAUGUGUAUUUAAUGUAAAAAAAAAAAAAAAAAAA